This is a messenger RNA of Electrophorus electricus (electric eel), 4746 nucleotides long. It is a transcript of the gene syde1, whose product is annotated as synapse defective Rho GTPase homolog 1. The record is from RefSeq and is a predicted model, not a curated record. Gene Ontology annotation, biological process: signal transduction; cell migration; regulation of Ras protein signal transduction. NCBI's taxonomy places the organism in Eukaryota, Metazoa, Chordata, Actinopteri, Gymnotiformes, Gymnotidae. Gene Ontology annotation, cellular component: synaptic membrane. Gene Ontology annotation, molecular function: GTPase activator activity.
GCUGCGCACAGAGGGUGAGGGCGCGUAGCAUCGCUGCGAUGGAGACGCGAUUCUGAGAGCUUUGCCUUUCACGGAUACGGGAACUAUGUAGCUCGGGAUUUAACGCCAGCGUUUUUCUUCCAACGGCAAAGCGUCCGAGCCCUCACGCACGACAGGAUAACCGGGGGCGCCGGGGGGAUCGGGGCUUUCUGCCAUGGCUGAGCCCCUGUUAAAGAGAACCUUCUCUAGGCUCCGGGGCAAGGACAGACUCCGGCGCAAAACGCAGCCCAAAGUCCGCGAUGUGGCAGGGAAAACAGAUGCGGUCUUGGGCUCCUCGUCCUCCUCGGUUCCCACCUCUGCUGAGUCUGAGCUUCCUGUGGAGGACGUCGUCAGACACACACAGAUUACCGUCUCCAAAAAGCAGAACUGGACCAAGCUGUCCGCACCGGGCUGCCCUGGUCCCCAAAGACCUGCCUUCGCGACUGCAGAUGGGGACGGUUGCUCAGGAAAGGCCCAGGCUUGGAAGCAGGCCUGGAGCUGGAGGACUCCGAGGGGGGAUAGCUUGGAAGGCUGGUGGAAGGAGCCGGAUGCGGAGCUGGGUUACUUUAGAGCUUCCCGGGCCUCUAACGGGGGGGCUGACACGGGCUCACCCGAGUCCGCCCCGCCGGCAUCCGAGUUCCACCUCUCCCCCUGCGUCGCUAAGCUCUCCGGGCAGGGAGCCUACCUCCAGCACCUGGAGCGAAGCAGCCGAGCCUGGGUCCUGUCCACAGGAAAACCCCAGGCUCCAGACGAGGCCUACCCAGCCUGUCUCACAGAUUGGAAGCGCGUGGCUGAAGGGGAGAGCAAUAUUUGGUACAACCCCAUCCCAGAGGAGGAAGACGCUCGCGCCGGAGGAACGAAGCCGCGGGAGGAGUCCCGAGACCCGUGGAAGAGGAAGGAGACGGGAGGAUCUCCAGAGGAGAGAAGAGACAUUGUUCCAAAGAGCUGUCAGUCCGCGGGCGGAGCUAGCUGCGCUAGCGAGGCCGCUAGUGGUGGCACGCGCGGUUCCGCUGCCUGCGCCGGGGGUCCUGGGACCCCAAAGAUCGGCCCUGCGGGAAGCGCCGGCAUGAAGGACAAGGUCAAAUCCCCCGGCACGGUCCGCCGCCUUUCCAUGAAGAUGCGGAAGCUUCCGGAACUCCGCCGCAAACUUAGCCUGCGCUCCUCUCGCGGCCAGCGCCACGGGCAGGGCCAGGCAGGUGCCGAGGAGCGCAAGGAGUCCUCCAACAACGUCAUCAGCAGGUACCACCUGGACUCCAGCGCUCCCGCCAGGCCACGGCACAGGUCCUCGCGCACCCACUCUACCGGCAAGGGCGGUUACCUUAGCGACGGGGACUCGCCCGAGCUCUUGCCGAAGCAGGGGUCAGGCGAGGGGUCGCCCCCGCCUCCGCCUCGCCACGGAGGGCAGGAUGCUGCAGGGGUAGCAGACGCGGGGUCGUUCCGUCUCUACACGCUGGAGGACCAGCCCCGCUGUGCCCAGAGAGUGUCGGGCCUCCUGACGGUGCACCUGCUCGGGGCGGAGGAACUGGCACGCCCGCCCCGCUCCGACGCCUCCAAGGACGUGUUCUGUGCCAUCCAGGUGGAUGGGGUGACCCGCGCCCGUACCUCCCUGCUCGCCUGCCGGGGGGCGUGUCUCCCGCUAAACCACACCUUCAACCUGGAGCUGGAGCGAGCGCGGCUCCUCAAGCUGGUCGUUCUCACGCCGACCGUAACCGCGGCUGCUGGCGGUCAGUCGCGUAACCGGGUGUGCUGUCUUGGUGCUGUGGUCAUCCCACCGCUGUUUAAGGCCUCACGUACACAGCAGCUGUGUGUGAAACUGGACCCCAGGGGUUUGUUGUACGUGAAGUUGACUCUGCUGGAGCAGUGGGAUGUGGCCCCGCCCUGCCUCCGCGAGCUCCUCCCCCCCGCCGUGUUUGGAGUGGAGCUGCGCCUCCUUGUGGACAAGGAGGGCUGCAACCCCAAAGUGCCUCUCAUCAUUCAGAAAUGUGUGGCAGAGAUCGAGAAACGGGGACUCAAGGUGGUGGGUCUGUAUCGCCUCUGCGGCUCGGCUGCUGUGAAGAAGGACCUCCGGGACGCGUUUGAGAGAGACAGCGCGGCUGUCUCUCUGAGCGAAGACCUGUACCCAGACAUCAAUGUGGUGACGGGCAUUCUGAAGGACUACCUGCGUGAGCUGCCUUCGCCUCUAAUCACGAGGACCCUGUAUGAGGUGGUACUGCAGGCUAUGCGCGUGCGACCAGCGACUGAACACGGGGCCCAGAGCGCCCAGGGCACAGUGUCACUGCUACAGUGUCUGCCCGCACCAGAGAGGGCGACUCUGUCCCUCUUGUUGGACCACCUGAGUUUAGUGGCCUACUUCAGCCACUGUAACCUGAUGACCUGUCAGAACCUGGCCGUGUGUUUUGGUCCCGUUCUGCUGACGCCGACCCAGGAGUCCUGGAGGGCCGGCCUGGGGGGGCGUGGCCUCAACACUGUGGAGAUUACCAGCGCUGUGGACUUCAAGAGGCACAUAGAAGCCUUGCACUAUCUUCUACAGUUGUGGCCAAUCCCUGCAGGAAAGAUGACGGCGUGGUCACCAUACAGUCCAGAGCUGUCUUCUGUUCCUCCUCCAUCCCAGAAUUCCCUGCAGCACCGUAAGCACUGCGCGGAGCUUCCUCCGCCCCAGGAUGUAGCGGUGGUCUCCCGCAGGGGGCGAGGCCGUCUGGAGAGCCCGCCUUGUAACCGCUACGCUGGGGACUGGACCGUUUGCGGGCGGGACCUCGCUGGGGACCGGAGCGUCCGUGGGCGAGACUUCCUGUCCGACGACGUCGAUUACGAUGAGGUGGCAGGAAGUGAGGAGGAGGAGGAUGAGGAAGAGGAUAAGACAGAGGCGUGGGUGCCCUCGAGCUGUCUAUACUCUGAGGACUUUGCUCUGGACUUCGAUGCCCCGUUUACAUGCAGACUGAGUCUGAAAGACUUUGACAACUUAAUCUCAGAUCUGGAGAGAGAACUCGCCAAACAGAUCAACAUCUGUCUCUGAGCUCCCCCCAGGUCUGACCACUGUAUCUGUAAUCACACGGCACAGGAAUUCUAAAUAUCACUAUAAUUUAAUAACUCAAGUGAGUUAUAAUUAACAUUUUAUUGUUUCUUAUAACACUGGACUGCAUUCCUAAAUCAAGCAGUUAACAUUUAUUGCACAAUGUCAUAAACGUGAUCUAGUAAACAGUAAAUAUUUACUAAUGAUGUAUAGGGACUUCAGAUACAAGGGUUGGUCUUCGUGAGAUGGUAAUGAAGUAGACGUUUGUUUUUUUGUACUGACGGAAGAAGAACAUGUUAGUUCUGCUUUAGUACGUAUGAUGUUUAUUCACAAUCACCUGACUGGGUGUGUACAGCGCAGAUUUUGUCCCGUGGGGGUCAAAACACACCUCAUAAUUCCAGUCCAAUCUUCCAAGAUUAACGUGUUGUCUGUGCGCUACAGGGACGCAGCGUUGUUAGACUCCGGUUUCUGCGUGUUGCCGAGAGCUAUGGCGUGCCACAGUGUUGGACUGAAAUCGAAUUUUUCUAGUUGCUGAAUACUUAAAUAAGUUCUGCUACAGGAGGCCAAACGCUGAACCCCUUAAAGACUGCUGUGGCAGUCCUCUGAGGACCGGAGCCGGGGCUGAGGAGGUCCAGGUGGGGGGGUGCCUCCAGCAGGACCUGCUUGAUUGCUGUUCCUCGUCCCAGGAAUGUUCUCCUUCUAGGAGCCAGUGAUGCCUGCGCCUAGAAUUCUUUCCACCGGGACAUUCUGUGAUUGGUCCAGUAAUACCACUUCCUGUCAGCUGGAGUCUUUAACACUCAGCAUGUACCCCUCUUUCAGCUUGCCUUCAUUGAGACAGCAUGAUUUUGUCCUCAAUGGUUUUGGCUAAAUAAUCCUGAGGAAUUGGUCAGAAAAACCAAAUACAGAUUAUAUAGCUGUGAGAUUUCUGUUUGUGAUGUGAAUUCAGGUGUUAAAAUCACAUUAAUUCUCAAUAUUAAUGUGGACAAUCAUAACAUAAGUUAGGGACCACCAAAGUUAGUUAGAAGAGAAAAAAAAUUUACAUUUCAGUUUUAUUUGAAUGGAUUAAUGUGACAAAAUGUGCCGCGUUCAUUUGAGCAUGUCAGGGUAAAUGAGACCAGAUGAACGAGUAAUGAAUCUAUUGUCCCAAACACAGAUUUAUCCUGGAGCAAGACCAUUUUUCCCACAGUGAAGAAUGCAGUGGCGUUUAAUCCAGUUCAUCUGCUCAGUCUGUGUCUCGAAAACAAGCACUCGACUGAUCUGGACACGCUGACAUGCUUGUAACUGGCUUUCAAACCAAAGACAUUUGAUACUCGUAUUGCACUUCAGUAUUGUGUGUAAGAUUAUUUUCUGAUGUCUGCUUUGGUCCAAUGCAGCACACAGCCUUACAUUCUGACACACAAGCACGGUACAAACAUUGAGCCAAAUGUCAUUUAAUAUUUGAUGACGUUGUAGAGGGAAUUCAAAGGCCAUAACUGAACGAGAAUUUCACCUUCAUGCAAAAAUGAUUUCAUUGUAUUUAGCUUUUUUCCUAUAUUCUGUUUUGUUGUAUAAACAGUAUUAUUUUAUAUUGCACAUUUACAGGAAGCACUUAUUGCUCUGUUUACGAUGCCUGUGCAUGCAAAUGUAAAGGACGCUCUCUCUAAGAAGGUACCUUCAGGUACCUUUCAGUGUUAAUCUGCAAAAUUUGUAAAAAAAAAAAUAAAAGCACAGUAUUCUAA